This is a messenger RNA of Pocillopora meandrina, 6081 nucleotides long. The record is from the annotation of a GenBank genome assembly. NCBI's taxonomy places the organism in Eukaryota, Metazoa, Cnidaria, Anthozoa, Scleractinia, Pocilloporidae.
GCCAUGAAAAACGGCGGAGAAUGUAGCCGUGUUGUAUUUCUAGAAUCAGCGCGGGUAAAACUUGUGGUCGAGCAAUUGAACCUCGCUAAUGGAGCGGUCUUCAAAAUAUACGACGGCCCAAGCCCUGAAAAAGGCCAACUUCUUGGUUUAAAAGCGGACAAUGGGUUGCCACUGACGUACCUUACCACGAGUAACGCUUUGUUCAUUAUGUUCAGAGAUAGCCAAAAAAAGGAAGGGCCUUCGAGUUUUCGCGGGAAAGUCGCUCCGGAACCUUAUCAGCACAUGUGUCUCUGUCGGUCUGUAGAUAAUGGAACUCUAGAGUGUUCUGAGAGUGAUCGCGAAAGAAGUUGUAAAGUAAAGUGUCAACCAUCAUAUAUGGACUUGUCAAUAAGUAAAGAAGUGAAGUGCGAUCUCGUGAAAGGAGAAUGGGAUAUUGAUAUUCAUAACAUGCACAUCGCUUGUCAGAAGGUGCAAAGCCCAUUACAAAUCAAAGCGCUGUUGCAGUUCGAUUACGUUAAUGCAACUUGUAAAGAUGCUGACUCGGAAAAAAUAAAAAGUGCCUUCAGGUUGUCCAUGGAACAAAACAAUGACGUAAAAACCAAGGGUGUGUGUUUUGCUCCUGGUGGUGAUGAAAAUGUGGAUUGCAAGGGGAAGAAACUUCAAGUGAACUGCACUGGUGACAAGCCAGCCAGAAUGAUAAUAACAAUUACAGACCGUGUAACAAAACCUCCAACUUUAAAGGAAGCCAAUGUGAAACUUCAAGAGCUGAUCACAGCAUACAAAAACUUGAACCUUGAUAAUGUUUUGAACUCCAAAGAUUUAGUCAUGAAUAAUGGAAGUGACUCAUUCACUCCAGAUAAGGCAUCAGCUUCUAUAAAGGUAACACCUCUAUGUGAUAAUCUACAACACUAUAUUAAGGUCCCUGGUAAUGAUACAUCUUUUGUCUGUUCCACCUGCCCACUGCACCAUGCCUAUAACACAUCUACCCACAUGUGUGAGGAAUGUCCCUCCGGAAGUAGAGCAUCUUCUGGUGCAAUCUCCUGCACAAAGAGUGACAGCACCAUGAAGAUGACCCCCAUUAAGACUCCAUGCAAUAGUGCGUGCAUGAAGGGAAGACAUGUGGAUUCGAACUCUAAGAUGUGUGAAUGGUGUCCACAGGAUACUUACCAGAACUCUUCAACAAGGCUUAACCCCACAUGUAUGCCUUGUCCUGAUCAAAAGAAGACCAGCUUUCCAGGAGCACAGAGUGUAGGGGAAUGUCAUGACCCUUGUUCAUCAGGUUCCUUCUACAACACAUCUAGUGGUGCUUGUCAGAGUUGUGCUAUCGGUUCUUACAUUGAUGUUGACAAUCAUGCACUCACCAAGUGCAAGACCUGUAGUGUGGGUAAGACAACCAGAGCAACUGGCAGCAAAGACAGCAGUGACUGUUACACAAGGUGCCCACCAGGCCAGUUUUACAACUCAGAUUCAAAACAGUGUACUCCUUGUGGAAAAGGUAAAUAUCAAGACAAGACGGGCGAAGACACUUGCAUGGAUUGUCCUAUGAACAAAACAACUCUGAAUCCAGGAUCAAAAAGUUCUGCUGAAUGCAUUAUGUUAUGUGGACCAGGACAAUUUCUUAUGGAAUCUAAUGGAAAGUGUGAUGAUUGUCCAAUGAAUACAUACCAGGAUAUUAAUCAGCAUCAAAACAAGACAUGCAAGUCCUGCGGACCAGACAAAAUCACAAAUGCAACAGGGAAAUCUAGCAUUUCUCAGUGCUUUGAGAAGUGUAGCAAGGGCCAGUUCUUAAACAAGUCUUCCACCAAGUGUAAAAGGUGUCCUGCAGGAGAGUACCAAGAUCAGCUGGGUCAAGAGCAGUGUAAAAAGUGUCCACCAGGUCAUUACCAAGAUCUAACAGGCCAAGAGCAGUGCAAAAAGUGUCCAGCAGGCAAGUACCAAGAUCUAACAGGCCAAGAGCAGUGCAAAAAUUGUUCUACAGGGGAGUACCAAGAUCUACCAGGCCAAGAGCAGUGCAAAAAUUGUUCUACAGGGGAGUACCAAGAUCUACCAGGCCAAGAGCAGUGCAAAAAUUGUUCUACAGGGGAGUACCAAGAUCUACCAGGCCAAGAGCAGUGCAAAAAGUGUCCAUCUGGGGAGUAUCAAGAUCAGCCUAGCCAAAAGCUGUGCAAAAAGUGUCCAUCUGGGGAGUAUCAAGACCUACCAGGCCAAGAGCAGUGCAAAAAGUGUCCAGCAGGCAAGUACCAAGAUCUAACAGGCCAAGAGCAGUGCAAAAAUUGUUCUACAGGGGAGUACCAAGAUCUACCAGGCCAAGAGCAGUGCAAAAAUUGUUCUACAGGGGAGUACCAAGAUCUACCAGGCCAAGAGCAGUGCAAAAAUUGUUCUACAGGGGAGUACCAAGAUCAGCCAAGCCAAAAGCUGUGCAAAAAUUGUCCAUCUGGGGAGUACCAAGACCUACCAGGCCAAAAGCUGUGCAAAAAGUGUCCAUCUAUCAGGCCAAGGGCAGGGCAAAAAAAAAAAGUGCUACAGGAAUCAAGACAAAAAUUGUUCUACAGGGGAGUACCAAGAUCAGCCAGGCCAAAAGCUGUGCAAAAAGUGUCCAUCUGGGGAGUAUCAAGACCUACCAGGCCAAGAGCAGUGCAAAAAAUGUGCUACAGGAAGGUACCAAGAUCAGACAGGCCAAGGGCAGUGCAAAAAUUGUUCUACAGGGGAGUACCAAGAUCAGCCAGGCCAAAAGCUGUGCAAAAAGUGUCCAUCUGGGGAGUAUCAAGAACAGACCAGCCAGGAGUACUGUAAAAAGUGUCCUGAAGGUAAAACCACUGAAAACAAGGGAACUGAUGAUUCUAAAGCAUGCAUAACUAUUGAUGUAAAGAGCAAAUUUGAAUUGUCUCUUAGAUUUGCUUCUCUUUCUUGGAGUGAAGAACUUAAAGAGGAAGGGAGCAUGAAAUACCAAGAGACAAAGGCAGUCAUUGAGAAAGCAAUCCAAUUUGAGUUCCGCUAUGAUCAAUCAUUCAAGAGUGUUGAGGUAACCAACCUAAAGAAAGGCAGUGUCAUUGCAGAGUUUGAUGUGAGCUUCAAUGACAAAGCUGAUUACAAUCCUGUAAAAGUUCUUCAGGAGGCAGUAGAUAAAGGUCACGUAGGAAACUUGACAGUUUCUCCACAGUCAUUGAAUAUUCUUCAUCAACCAUGCCAUCAACCUCUAGGCAUGGAAAAUGGUCAAAUCAAGAACAAGCAAAUUACAGCAUCAACAUUCUUCAAACAUCAUGAGCCAUCUGAAGCCAGACUGAAUGCAGAAGGAGGGCGGGGCUGGCAUGCUAAGUAUUUCAAGAAGACGGAGUACUUGCAGAUUGACUUUGAGAGCGAGGUCAACAUCACAGGUGUGGCCACACAAGGAGUAUCCUCUAAAGGAUAUUUUUAUGUGACAGAAUACAAGCUUAAUAUGAGCAAAGAUGGAAUUGUGUGGCAUGAAUACACUGAAAAUAACAAAUCAAAGGUAUAAUGCUAUACACUAAAAUGAUGCAUUUAUGUUCAAAUUCUUCCUUAGUGCAAAAAUUUACAGACCUGUUUAAAUUAAAUUUUGAUUCCCUUGUCUGAUGACCUCAAAUACCAUACUCUGAAAUAGGAGAAAACUGGUUUGGAAACUUUUAAUCCAAAGAAGAAAGAUGAAGCACAACAAAUGCAACCAAACUGUCACACCUUUGAUGGAUGAUAAAGCUAACAUUAACUUAGUUUAAAACCUUUCCCUUCCUUGACAAAUCACACCCUAAUGCAUAAUUGUUUCCUGUUAAUACCCUAUAUUAAUGUAAACUGUUUGGGAAAUUUGGAAUACAGGUAGUGUUACCUAUACAGUAUAACUUGUCCUAGAUGUUUAAAAGGAUGGAUUUUGAUGUUCAUUGGAUAAAUAAUUAUUGCAAGUUAAUAUACCUGCCACAAACUCAUUGUCCACAGUGGAUGUUAGUUAUACAAGUCAUAAUUACACCAGUUUUAAAACAAUAUUAUCUUGUUACUCCUGACAAUUAGCAAUAUUUUUAAGAUUAUAUGGUCUAAUCCAUCUCCCAUAGUUCGUUUUGCUUAUAUAGGUACCAAUGGAGUACAUAGAACGUUACAGCUCCUAGGUGCAAACCAUUACUAAAUAAUAUUUUGUUUAUGAUAGGUUUUCAACGGUAAUAAUGAUGCAGAAACUGCUGUGAGAAACGACUUUGCACCAUCUGUGCAGUCUCGGUUUAUCCGAUUUCUGCCUCAAAAUUGGAACAAACGCAUUUACAUGCGUGUUGAGGUCUAUGGCUGCAAGCCCAUCAACCUGCCUGUUCCAUCACCUACAACUGAAGCAGAUGUUGCUGCAGUGACAGCGAAAGAGGAAAAGUGGCCAUGGGGAGCAUAUCUUGGCAUCGUGUUUGCAAUCCUGCUUGUCAUUGGAGUUGUGGUUGCUGUCAUCUGCUGGAGGAAAAAGAGCCAAGAAAAGAGAGAGGAAGCUGGAACUGAUGAAGCUCUGAUGGGAAUGAGGAAGCAUGGUGAUGGAGAGUACAGAGUCAUCGAGAAAAAUGCUGCAGAGCCUGACGAAUAUGAUGAAAAUGUAGUUUGAGUCAAAUUAUCAAAGACACAAAGAGUUGAUAAAAGAGGCAAUAUAACUUGCGCCUUUUCAAAGACAAAAAUAGUUUAGUCAUUAUAAAGUUAUGUCUGUCAAACUCAACAUAGGAUCUGUUUUUUUUCAUAUCAAUAUUAACUUUUGAUUGUUUCUUAGAUAGUGAAGUACCCUGUGUAACAGAUGCUUGACUUGACAGGGUGUAAUGGUGAUUUAACUUAAAAGAGUACACAGGCACAAGAGACAGAGUACUGCUUUUCUCGCCAAGCUCUAGCUGCUCGAUAGGCUAAUGUGUAACAAAUUAUAUUACAUUUAUAUUAAAUUAUGAACAUAAUUUUUACCAUUAACAGCUAAUAUCUGAAAACUAUGCAGAAGACCUCUUGCAGUCAACCAGACAUCUUGUUCCAGAUACAAGAAACUACGUCAAUAUUUUGUCUCCUUGGUUACUGGCCCUCCUUGCCUCAUUUCAGGGUGAAGAUUCUUUCAAAUUUCAAAGAUGACAAAGAAUCACAGUAAUAAGAGAAUAAGGAAAAAAGUCACCAUUUUGGAGUAAGAUUUAUAAUGGCUGUCAACAACCAGUUACAAGGAGACAAAGUAAAGAAAACAACUCAAUGAUGAUGAUAAUUUUCCCUGAAAAUCUAAACGUCGUUUUUCAUUGCUUAAAUGUUUUUCUUGUGGUUUUUAGUAUAGAAACUUUUGUUUGUUCUGACUGAAGUUAAUUCACAUUUCCUAUUUUCCAUUUCAUGUUGCAAAAAUAGGGACUUUUCAAUUGAAAGGAGUUUGGCAUGCCUGUGAUCUUACAAGAGGGCAAUAAAGUCUAGUGAAAAUGACAAAAAAAAUGAAUAACAAAGUAUCAUUGUGGUUUCCAGCUUAGAUCUUAGGCCAUAUAAAUCAUACAAUUUGCAAAAGAAGUUUUGGUCCAUAUUAUCCCUUAAAUUUGUAGACUGCAAUUCCCUGAAAUAAAUGCAAUUUGAGAGUUGGUCAAGAUUUAAUAUUUGUUUACUUAACCCUUAACUCCCGCAAGUGAUUAGCAUGUAAGAUCUACACAUUAUCCAGCCAACAUGUCAUGAGAAUACAAAAAGUUAUCAAGUAGAAGUUAGUAGUCUUGAUCUAAGACCAAAUUCUCAUGACUUAUUAACAAGGCAACGAGUAGCAGCUAGAGAGAAGAAUUAAAAUCAGAUCUUGGGAGUUAAAGGGUUAAAUGGAAAAGACAAGUAUGUAAUGAUACUAACUUGAAGACAGACGUUUUCUUCUCUAUUUCACAAUUAGAUAAUUCGUUCUCCAUUUCUAUCGAUAGAUGAUGCAUGCGAAGAACCAAUCAGUAUGAACAUAGAAAUCGAGAGCGAAUAGUAUAUUUUAAUAUUUUGGUAUAAAUGUGGAAGUUGUUCCACACGUAACAACAUGUCAGGCAUUCUCCUGUCCCAAAAAAUUGUUAUCUUCCACCAGGUCUGUCAAAGUAUCAUAUUUUAGAGUUAUAGCAACUGCUUUCCGAAGAUUACUUG